Messenger RNA from Mytilus californianus (California mussel), 5349 nucleotides. RefSeq names its product major facilitator superfamily domain-containing protein 12-like. Gene Ontology annotation, cellular component: membrane. The transcript is spliced from 11 exons. The record is from RefSeq and is a predicted model, not a curated record. Gene Ontology annotation, molecular function: symporter activity. Gene Ontology annotation, biological process: carbohydrate transport. Lineage: Eukaryota; Metazoa; Mollusca; Bivalvia; Mytilida; Mytilidae. Bases 350 to 1876 code for a protein of 508 amino acids.
AUGACAGAUGGGAGUGAUGUAAACUAACUUGUUUAACAUGUGAUAAAUUGAUAUCGUUAGAAGAAAACAGCGUGCAGAUCAUGUGUUUCACUUUUGUUACAUUGGUAUAUCUCUGAGACUACUACAAAUUAUAAUAUAGUUCAACUAUAAAAUAAUCUUAGGGUUUAAUAGUUAAGCGUUACAGACAUGUUUGUGGUGAAAAUGUUCUGUUAGAAUGUAGUGUAAACAGUAAAUAUGACAGACCAGAAAGCAUAAUACGGGAAGUUUUUUAUAUAUACUGAAGAACAAAGAAUUCCAGUAAUCUGCAAUACUCAUCAUUUACUCAUAGUCACAAACAUUUUGUCUCACAAUGUCUUCAAUGGUCCAUAAACUUCCAGUGUCUCAGAGACUUGGUUUCAGUAUUGGACAUGUACUAAAUGAUCUGACGGCUUCCAUGUGGUUUAGCUAUUUGAUAAUAUACUUUCACCAAGUGAAAAGAUUCAAUAAUAUUUUAGCAGGAUUAUUAAUGUUAAUAGGACAAGUUAGUGAUGCUCUGUUCACUCCGUUUAUUGGUUUUGAAUCAGACAGUACUGUUGGGAUAUGCAAUUUAGGGAAAAGAAAAUCCUGGCAUUUUGUUGGUACUUUAUGCGUAAUAGGAAGUUUUCCUUUUGUCUUUAACAAGUGUAUAGAGUGUGAAAAUUCUGCAGACUGGGCACAAUUUAUAUACUAUGCACCAUUUGUUGUCAUUUUCCAGUUUGGCUGGGCGUCUGUACAGAUUAAUCAUUUAUCUCUCAUACCAGAUCUAACACCAGACGAGGGAGAGAGAGUAGAAUUAAAUGGAAUGAGAUAUGCAUUUACAGUUAUAUCCAAUUUAAUAGUAUUUGGUGUGUUUUGGUUGUUAUUUGAUCUGAAUGAUGGGAACAAAGAUGCUACAAUGUUAAAUCACACAGAUAGUGAUAGAUUUAGGAAUCUUGUAUUCAUUGCAGUAGCCAUAGGGAUAGUUUUUAGUUUUAUAUUUCACAUGGUUGUUAGGGAGAAAGUGAAAUGUAAUCAAGAGUUUGUAGGAGAGGAACCUGGAUCAUCAGAAAAUUUAGUUUCUACCAUCGAAGCUUCUAUGCUUCAGAAAAUAUUAAUGACGUGGAAAUGCUGGUUAAAAGAAAUUCAGUUUUAUCAGAUUGCUGUUAUAUAUAUGUGCACACGACUAUUUGUAAAUGUAUCACAAAUUUACCUGCCUCUUUAUAUCACAGAAACAUUGGAAAUGGAAAAGGACAAUGUAGCUGUAAUGCCUUUAGUUGUUUAUGUCAGUGGAUUUUUUACAUCACUUGUUAUGAGACCAAUGAAUAAGAAAAUAGGAAGAAAGGCAACAUAUUUUGUUGGGAUUGUGUUUGGUGUGUCAGCCUGUAUAUGGAUGUAUUUCCUAGAGAAAUCAACAUCCAAACAAACUUAUGGUGCUGCUGUUUUACUGGGAAUAGGAGGAUCGACAAUGCUGGUUACCUCCCUUUCUAUGACUGCUGAUAUGAUCGGAGAAAACACAGAAAGUGGAGGCUUUGUAUAUGGAUCAAUGAGUUUUACAGAUAAAUUAUCAAAUGGCAUUGCUGUAACAUUAAUCCAGUUUUUACAUCCUUGCACAGCAUGUUGUCCACAUUGUAAUGAAUAUUACAGAACCAUCUUAGCCUUUGUACCUGCCAGUGUAGCAGUGGUGGCAUUUGUAGGUUUAUUAACAUUGCUACCUACAAAGUUAGGAACACGCAAAAAACAUUUAAGACGCUUGGAGCCGAUUGUUAAUAAUGGUGAAGUGAAAUCUCAGGAAAAUAAUACAAACAUCUACUAUGACACUGAAGAUGAUCUCAGACAGCCAUUACUUAGAAAGAAAACUCCUAGUAUAAAUAAUAGCUGAUAAAAAAUGUUAGAAUUGUGUACAUUAAGUGUUAACAUGCUUAUCAAGAGCUGAUAUACAUUUUAUUGGUUACUUUUGUUCAUUUUACCAAGAGUUGAAUCAAAUAUAUCUGUAUAUUUGAUAGUGUUUAUUUUCAAGACUGCAAACAAGCCUAUUGUACCAUCAUGUUAAUGACUAAAAAUGGCAAUAGUAUUAGGGAAGUAUGCAAUGAGUGUUUCAGAACUUCAAAACUUUAGAUUUCCUGAACAGCAAGAGAAUACAGAUGGAAUGUGUUGAUACAGUUAUGAAUUUUCAAAAGUUUAAAAUGUUAGAAAUAAAUGAAGGACUGCUGAACCAACGCCUCUAAAGUUAAGUGUAGGUAAAGAUCCCUUAAGUGGAUACCGAUGGUAUGCAGGGUUGUCAAAAGAAAGAAAUAUAUCUAAAUACCACUAGAUUGACAACAACACUUAAGAAAUCUGCAAAUUUAUUAAGUCGACAUGUUUCGCCGAUCUAAUCGGCGUCAUCAGGACAAGUUACAAAUAAAAGAAAUCUCUGAAGUACAAAAAAAUGAUAUCAAGUUUUUUACGUCAUAAUGUAAAUUAGAAAUAAAGGAUCAGUAUCAUUUUCCUGAAGAAUUUUAGAGAUUUGUGAAAAAAAUAAAAAUAAUUAGCUAUCUUUCUCAUUUCCUUAGAGAUGAUUGCUACUGGUUAUUGUCAGUGUUUUUCAGAAUGUAAUUUACGAUAAACUUAAAUUUAAAUUCAGAUUUGUGUGUGUAAAAUAUUACUUCACUACGUUAAAUGUUUUUCUUAUGAGCAACUGGCUGCCCCUUUUAUUUUGAAGUGUUUAUUACAAGCUUUGUCCAUGCUAAAGAUAAUUUUUUCAGUGUCUCUUUUUAGGCAUUAGUUUACUGCAUGAUAUGCAAAUUUGACUGUAUAUCUUUGUUCCAGGAACAUUUUGUAAAAUAAAAUGAAUUCUUGUGUAUAAAUCAAGAAGUUGUAUAGAAACUGCCAUGUAAAACAUUUCCUAGCAAAGAUAGUUUUGAUAUUAUCUUAGUGUUGUUGUAUUUGUUUUAUUGUUUUUGUCGCAAAUAUUGUACAUUUUUAUUACCUAUGUUUUUGUAAACAUUAUUUAUAUAGUUCGUAUUUUCAACUUUAGACAUAAUUAAAGACUUUACAAGAAAUGUCAAUAUAAAAAAUGCAUCAUAUUCAUUAAAUUUAAUGGAACUUUCCUGAGGAAAGUAGUUUGAAGUAGGCAAAGUUCAAGGAUGUACUUUUGUUGUUGUCAUCUCAUAUAUGGUGAAUGGUUGGCUGGCUUAGAAAAAUGGUACCUAUAAGUUGCAAGCUGUAUAUGAUUACCUCCCCUUGGCCAUGCUUUAGUUAGUUCAUGAUUUUCACAUUGUCUAAGCAACUGCAUACACAUUUUUUGUCUCACUUGGGACACUGUAUUGAUUAAUUUUCCGGCAAUUUUCAACAACAUAUGUCUAUAAAGGUUUUUUGAUUAAAUCAAUAUCAGAAUACUUACAAAUGAAGAUUUGUGUUAUUUGGUUUAUAGUUCAAUUUGCGCUCCAUUAUUUGAAUGCAGUAAGUAAGAUGCAUCCUCUUGAUCAUGUUUGUCCAAACAGAUGUUAAGUUUUCAUAGUAUAUUUGUUUAUGAAAAACUUUUAGUUAGGCAAACACUAAUAUUCAUUUAUGCUAGAUUUUCCUGAUAUUUUCUUGCACCAUCUCCGUGGUUAUCGUGGUAGCAUGCUCACCUCGAGUGUGUGAAGUUGUUGGGUCUAACCAAUAAGCCAUGUAUCUUUGAAGAGGUUUAUUUUUGAAUAUGCUGCCUCAACACUAAACAUGUGACCUUUAGCAACUUAAAAUGAAUGUGUCAGGGUAUGAUGAUAUGUCUUACUGUAGUUUUUUGCCCAUGUUACCAGCACAUUUAAUAUCAGUUUCAGUGUGUGGGUCUAGUAAAAAGCAAAUUUUUGAAAGAAUUAAGUAAUUUAUUUGACGAAGAUUAUUCAAAUUAACCAUUUUCAGGAAACAAUACUUUUAAAAGGAGGUAAAAUAUUGAAUGCAAUAAUAUUAAUAACAAAAUGAAAAAGUAGCAGAAUUAAUAUAAUUUUUGUAUUAAAAUUUAAAUUAUUUUAGUAAUACAGACCAAUAUUGUGGUCCUAUUCAUGAAUAGUUGGAUACCAGCUUUGAACAGUUGAUAUACAUUAUAUGCAUGAUUUAAAUAGACAUUUUAAGUUGACAUAGCUGGACCUAUGUCUUCAGCUGAAUUUGUGCCCCCUAUAACAGUCAGACUUAAAACUAUUACAUUGUUCAAUUUAUUAAAUGUACUUUUUGAAGAAUUAUUUAUUGUUAUACAUUUGUACUUGUUAUUAUUAAUAAACUGUUAACAUAUGGUGUGCUGGCACAUUAGGUUAGGGGGGACAAAAUAAGCAAGGGGAUAUGGGCUGCUGAAAUUAAAAAAAAAAUUUCAUAUUAGCUAAAAAAAGGGGACACACACUCACCCCCUACCCCUUUCUCUUGAAUCUACCCCUGGUUAAUUAUUUAUUGUUUUCUUAUAACAAGGAUUACACAUACUCUAGUCCUCUGAUACAUUGUAGAUACUAUGAAAUCUAGUCACAUGAAUAUAACCCGGAGAAGCUUUCAUUAGUUCAUGUUACUAUUUGGCAAGAUAUGGCUUUUUUUAUAAUUUUGAUUUCUUUGGUCAAUACGGGAUGAUAGAAUAUGACACUUGCCUAAAAGCUCAAAUAAAAAUUUCUAAUUCCACUUUGUAAAUAGGUUGUACAGCAUAAUUUUACAGUCAUUAUACAUUGGUUUAAUAAUUUUUAAAUAUUAGAUUUUGUUUGUAUGAUUUCAUUUACUAAUAACAACUUAAUAAAUUUGUUUUGGUUGUAAGAGAAUAUUGAUCUGACUAUUCAAGAAAAUAAUAUGUAAAAUCAGAAUAGGUUUAUACAAGAUUACAGUUUCAUUUUUCAAAAUAUUGUCUUCUCUUCCAUUUUACAUUUUUUUUUUGUAAAUUUGAUUUUGUACAGUACAAAUAAUGUAAAAUAAAAAAAUCUUUUUUUUUUUUUUUGGGGGGGUGGGGGGGUGAAUAUAAUUAAAUUUGGUUGUUUCAAUGAACCAUGGUACCACAAAAGUAAUACUGUUAGUUUAUCUUUUUUUGAUUGUCUGGUUUUGAUUUUCAUGUUUUGGAAUUGAAUUAUACUGAUUAUGUAUUAUAAAAGACCAUUUUGGACAAUAACUUUUUUGUGACACAUAUUUAAAACACUCAAAAUUGCCAACAUGCAAGGUUGUUAAUGGUAGAAAAACCAUGAAGCUAAAAUGCCAUUGAACAAUACUCAAGUAACUUUAUAUGUUUGUAGAUUUUAUUGUAAUAACUAAUUAUAUAUGGUCUUACUUUAUCAUUAUGAUUGUUACUUGUCUCAUUUCUCGAUUUGUUAUACAAAUCAUUUUGUUAUUUAUCUACAGCUAAUAUAUUUGAAUAAAACAUAAUAGAAACUA